Molecule: messenger RNA, 1687 nt
Organism: Anguilla anguilla (European eel)
Lineage: Eukaryota; Metazoa; Chordata; Actinopteri; Anguilliformes; Anguillidae
Product: lysosomal-associated transmembrane protein 5
Exons: 7
Coding region: 69-731 (220 amino acids)
Cellular component (GO): lysosomal membrane
Source: RefSeq, a predicted model, not a curated record
UAGUCGCAGCUGCUCUCAUGUUCCCUCACUUCGUCCCCACAGCCCUAACAGUCUGAAACGCUGCCAUCAUGCGCGACGUCCACUUGGCCCUGCUCUCCCGCAGCCUGUGCUGCAAUGUCCGCACCGCUGCCUUUGUCUUCACCUCCUACUACCUGGUCUCCACUCUGCUGGUAUGUGUAGACAUAGCGGUUUGGGUCUUCAGUGGUAAAGAUCUGGGUGGAUUUGUCCACAGCGAGCACCUGACCCAUGGCCAGCAGAUAUUUGACACCACCUCUAACUUCCUGUUGCUGUGUAUGAUGGCGAUCUCCUGUGUCUUUGCUCUGGUUGGACUUCGCAAGGGAUUCUCCAAACACCUGGUACCCUUCAUCGUCCAGGUGUACCUGGAUCUGGGGCUCAGCAUGAUGUCUCUCUUCAGUGGCCCCUGGGGGCUCCCAGGAACCCCCACCUUUGAAGAGAGUGACCGUUUAGUGAUGCAAUUCACAGGAGGAAGGCAGCUGGAGCCGAAGGAGACUGCUCGCAUCACCACGAUAUUCGGAGUGCUGUUUGUCCUGUACCUGCUGAUGAAGGUGUACACAGCACACAUUGUGACCAAGUGUUACUAUGUGAUGAAACUGACUGGAGAAAUGAAGGACAGCCAGAAAGAGGAGAGUGUAUCGGUGAAACUGCCCUCCUAUGAUGAGGCUGUGAAGAUGCCUCCCGAGCUGCUGUCUCCAGCCUGCAAGUUCAUAUGAAGAACAAUCCGGAACAAGCGGAAGGGCUCGACCACGCCUGCUUCACACCCACAUGUAGCCACUUCCCUGACCAGACCAGACCGCUUUCAGUCACAUGCUUACUGCAUUUCCUGCUGCUUCAUUAGUUUUACUAUGAGAGAGAGAGAGAGCGAGAGAGUGAGAGAGAGCGAGAGAGAGAGAGAGACUGACUAUUUUUAUUUUUCUAUUAAAACUAUCUUUCCGGCUCUGUGACUUCUGUGAUGCAUGUCUACAGAAGAGGACAAAAAGAAGACAGGUUAAAGAGGGAAGGGAGAUGUGUUUGAUUGUGUUAAUGAGCUGAGAGCUCACAGUUGACAGUAAACAUGCUUUAUUUCACACAAUCAAGAGUGGACAUUGCACUGAACAGUUCAUUCAGUUUUCCUGCACAAAUAUAAAUAUUUGUCACUAUAUUUAAAAAAAAAAAAGUUACUUAAAAAGCUUAGAUUGUUAUCACAUCUGUUUAUGGAGCUAAAUAGUACAUACACAAAUAAUGCAUGACCGUAUUAACAAGGUAAAUAGCCUUACCCGCAGGUCAGCUAUUUCAGUCUUGCUAUAUUUCAGGUUGGUGAAUGCUCCCACUGCUGUUUGGCAGGAGUUGAGCACAGCUAGACCAUCCAUUCAGUGUAUUGCCCAGUCACAGCUAUGUAUAUUACAGUACCUGUAACCUUUUAAAGAACAUGUUAUUUUGAAUAUUUUUUCAAUAAUUUGAAGUCAGCGUUCUAGAACUAUGUUGCUUUCAAUUACCAGUAGUGAUAGUGCCAUCAGCAUUAAAAUGUUCAGUUAAGACCAUUCUAAUCAUAUUUGUGAUUUUACACAUUAGAGGGUUAAUUAAAAAGAAGAGCACACGGGAUGAAGGAGAGAGAGACAGAGCAAUGCUUGGCUUAUUGCAUUUGGAGGCUGUGACUGUGCAGGAAGCAAUAAAACCUCAUUUAAUCUCA